AUGGGCCAAGCCCUGUCGGACGCACUUGGGGACUCUCCACCACCACACGAUACUCUAGACCCGGGCCCGCUGAGCGACGCCGAGCUGGCCGAAGCGCUGAAGCGCUUCGCAGAGCACGCCACGGACGGCGCGCUGGCCCAGGGCGCGUUCGACGCCAUCGCCGAGAAUAAGCAAGACGACUUCGCCGCGGCCGCGCGGCACGCGAGCUUUUACGACGCGGCGCGGGCGCGGGCGGCGACGGUCGACGUCCGGGCGUUCUUGGAGUUCUGCGGAGUCGCGACGCGGGGCUCGCGGUCGCGGCGCUUGGAGCACGUGGUGACGGCCGGCCUCGGCGUGCGGACGUUGAGUGAUGCCUGCGACGCGGCGCAGACGAAGCGGCUCGCGGCUCUGAUGUUUUCCCUCGUCGGGGCGGAACCAUCGCCGGCGGUGGAGCGCGCCCUCUCUAUGUAUGAAGACGCGGGCGCCUGCGCGCGCUGGUGCGACCGGAACGCGCCGGGCCUCGCGGACGCCUACGCGGCGUGGGCGCGGCGGCGGUUCCUGGACGACGCGCGGCCCGCGCCCACGAUACCCGCGGCGAGCGGCUUGCUCGCACCCGCUUCGGUACGAGCGUGCCUCCUCCUGUCUGAUGUGCGGACGUACGGCGGCCUCCUGCGGCCGCUCUACGCGUCGUCCAAGGACGGCUGGUCCUUCCAGCGCCUCUGCCGCGAGAUCCUGGGCUGGGCGGGCCCCACGUUGUUAGUUGCGCGCGCCGGCGCCCGCACCUUCGGCGUGCUCGCGGACGAGGCCUGGCGGGACGACCGGAAGCCGUUCGGGGCCGGCGGCUGCCGCCUGUACACGUUCGCGCCGGCCUUCGCCGUCGCGCGGCCCCGCGCGGGGCAAUCUCAGGACCUGCUCUACCUGAACACGAAGGGCUCGGCCAGCGUUCCGAAGGGCCUGAUCAUCGGUGACGGCGCCGUGCACGUCCCCACGGAACUCGGCGACGCGCGUAUUAAGGUCGGACGAUCCCUGGCGUUCGAGAGUCUGGCUCUCGUCGACGACGCGACGGUGCGCCGCGACGGCGGGUGGGUGGACGUCGACGAGUUGGAGGUCUGGGCCGCCGGCGACGCGGGCGCCCUCGAGGCGGCGGCGGCGGGCCGCGCCCGGGCCCGGGGCCUGCGCGCGGACCACAUCGCCCGGGCGCGCAAGGUCGACAAGGCCAAGUUCCUGACCGAGUUCGACCAGGAGAUGCUCCUCGGGAAGACGUUCAACACGGGCGCGGACCGGGCGAGGACGUAG
Molecule: messenger RNA, 1275 nt
Organism: Pelagomonas calceolata
Lineage: Eukaryota; Pelagophyceae; Pelagomonadales; Pelagomonadaceae
Source: the annotation of a GenBank genome assembly